This is a messenger RNA of Mizuhopecten yessoensis (Yesso scallop), 8971 nucleotides long. RefSeq names its product ubiquitin-associated protein 1-like. Gene Ontology annotation, biological process: ubiquitin-dependent protein catabolic process via the multivesicular body sorting pathway. Gene Ontology annotation, cellular component: ESCRT I complex. The record is from RefSeq and is a predicted model, not a curated record. Gene Ontology annotation, molecular function: ubiquitin binding. Lineage: Eukaryota; Metazoa; Mollusca; Bivalvia; Pectinida; Pectinidae. The transcript is spliced from 9 exons. The coding region runs from base 15 to 1973 and encodes 652 amino acids.
GUCUCCCCUCGAACAUGACAGCUGACGAUGACAUCAUAGAAAAACAUGGACGACGGCUGCACACACUGAGACACCGUCAGGCAAGUAUUGUGUCCACCAUGGCCUACAGGGACUAUGAUAGAGAAAACAAUGAAGUGUAUGGUUCCUCUAUAUCCUAUCUAGAUGGGGUGCCAUUCAAGAUCAGUUCUGGGUUCAAACCACCAACAAAGGUUCAGCUACCAUCAACACUUAUGAGGAAGACACGAGUGGCUGCUACAAGACAUGAAGAGUACUCAUUUGAAAUAGAAGAGGGUGUUCUUCAGUGGGCUCAUGAAAGGGAAAGACAAUUAGAGGCCCAGAAACGGGAAGAGGGAGAACGCCAACAAAAAGCCAAUCAAUUACGAGAGCAGGAAAGUCAAAGGUCAAGUUCCGAUGACUCUGAGCCUGACGAUGAAUGGUUGGCAUCCCACCAGAGUUCUGGUCCUGCAUUGUCAGGGGUUACACCAAAAGUGGGGAGGACGGGGCAAGUGGCCUCAAGUUCUGUGCCACUACAGCCUUUAAAGGCAGGACUGACAGGAAGUGAUAUACUCACUCCUACGCCAAUCCACACUGACUCAAACAACCAACACUCUUCAACAGCAAGUCAAAAUGUGGAUGUGUCACAGUUUGAAAAAGUGGAUGAUCCUUUUGAUAUGUUUGAACGCCAAACUUUAAACGAUAUUGAGGAAUUGAAGAGUUUGUUUUCUACUACAGACACAAGUGCGAAAACAACAGAAACAAACUCCUAUACUGCUAAUAAUCAGUCAGAGGCUGAAAACAUAUAUGAAAAUGUAAAUUCAAACAAUUCAAAUAAGAGUAAUAAUGUGUGCUACCCACCAAAUGGGUCAGUGGGCAGUUCACAUGAACGUUCAGCAGAGGCUGGGGAGUAUGUGCAAAUAGAAACUAAACAAUUGGAAUGUGAUGGCCAAGCAGCCACUUCACAAAUUGACCAUGGAAGUCUGCCACCUAUAUCACAAUCGAAAGAGUUUCUUGUCGGAAGAAUUCCUUUACCACCUAUUGGAAGCAAUGGUUUGCCAUCAAUGGCACAUGAAAGGUUGCAUUCUGAAUGUGAGACUGGUCCAUCAUCUCAUUUAAAACACCAAAAAGAUGUUCCUCUGUACGAGAAUGUUAACAACACACAACUUUAUGAAAAUGUACAAAUACUACAGGACAACCGAGUUAGUUUCAAUGCAAACAAAUACUCCAGGAACAAUCUUAAUUCGCCAACACCAGUUCCCCCUCGAAACCGACCUAACUAUGUAAACGUGAUGCCACAGGGACUAGGUACAGCAGGCACGGUCACAGGAACUGGAGACAAUCCCGCUGGAAUGCGUAAUGCUCUUAGCUCACCAGAUAUUUCGAGCAUCAAUAGUUUGGGACUUCAUGACUAUGACAACACCAGGAAUAUAUCCUCUAUGUUUUCUCGAUCUCCUCCCCCUAGACCCUCAUCACAACAGGAUCUGACUGCCAUAUGCAUGCCUGAGAUAAAUCCACCAAGUUGGAACAAGUAUCAGCCUCUGCCCGUCACCAUUCCCAGUAACCUAGAAACCAUGCCCGGCUCCUCCAAGAGUAGUAGUAGCAGUGACCUUGCCAGCCCGUCAGAAAUUGACCCCUACCUUCGUUUGUCACCAGAAGCUCAGCGUGCCGUCGACAACUUUGUCAGUAUGGGUUUCUCCAAACCCCGUUCUGCACGUGCUGUUGAGAAGUUUGGGAAGGAUGACAAGGAAGUGAUUGAACACCUUUGUGGAGUGAACAACUUGUCGGAGAAAGGAUUCGACACGCACCAUGCUGAGACUGUCCUACUUCUGUAUAACAAUGACGUCAAAAAGGCAGAGAAAUAUUUGGACACGUUCCACCAGUUCAAAGAAUUGGGUUUUAGCCAUGACAGAAUCAAAGAAGCUUUAGUCACAAACAAUCUGGACAGAGAAAAGGCUUUGGAUUACCUGACAACCUGACAGGGCUCUUGGCUUUCUCUAAUGACCUUUUGACCCUUAGAAUAAAUCAAACAACAAUGGAAACUCAGCAGAUUCAGUCACUAGCUGUGAUCCAGAAAGUGCAGGACAGCAAAGAAUGGAAAGGUCACAAAACUUAGACCUUACAAAGUGUUCUGAUGGCAUGCUCUUCGGUCAAGACCUUUGACCUGUUGAACUUCCUGUUGUGAAAUACAGACAGGAAUUGUGAAAGCAGUUUUGUGAUAUUUCAAAGAAACAUUGAACUUUGACCAAAUUACUAGUAGACAAAGAGUUAUCUCCCUUUCUACUGAAGGGCUAUGAUUGUGUUUAUUUUUCGUGAGGAAGGGAACUACUAGUAUAGCCCAGAAAACUCCAAUGUCAUCCUAUUGACCUGUUGGAUCUAAGACAAUGACAUAGAACAAAUUUAUACUGCUAUAUUUAUCAGAUCCAGUCAUGAUAAAUGCCAAUGAUAAAUAACAAAAUGAGAUAUGAUGAUCUUGUAUCAGAAAUUUGUGUUAAAUUUUGGCUCAUAUAACUAAGGGGCAUUUAACUAAUCAGGUAAUAAAUGAUAUACAUACAAUAUUUUACUUAAAAUUUAACGUAGCUUUGUAUGUCAGACUAAUCAUGAGAAGUAUUACACAAUAAUAAGCACGGAAGUAUGUAGUGGUAUGGAGUAAUUGUGAACUUAAACAGAUCUGUGUACAGGGAGCUAUCUAACCAGACACAUAUCUUGUUUUGAUGUGUAUCCUUCAGCAUUUUUGAUGAUUUCAUAUAUAGACAUAAGUGGAUUACUUAGUGGUAUGGAAUAAACUUUAGAUGAACUCAAGCUUUCAUCAUCCUCUAAAUUCCAGAGGCUAGGCUCAAAUAUGUUCUCUGCACCCCUAGAAUAUGUCAUGAUGAAAGGGAAGGCUCCGCACGUUUGACAUUGUUGAUGAUACAAGUAGAUCAGUUUUAUUUUUUGUUGUAGAUCAAAAAAAUUGUUCAAUAACAUUUCGAUAAAAUUUUCAAAGGACAGGUAUUGGCAAUGUGUAAGCAUUACUACCAGUUACUAUACCUACAAUUUUGAGGAUGUUGUUUUUGUAUUCGUUGUUAAGCUUAAAUUUACAUUGUAUUCCAUUCAGAUUUUGUCAGAAACGAACGCCAGCAGUGUUUCCAAAUAUUAAACAUAAACUCAUCUUGCAUUCCUGUAGUAGAGCCUUGCAUCAGUGAUUUACAUGGGGUUGAUUUAAGGCUUUUAUAAUGCCCUUACCUCUAGAUAAUUCCUGCUGUAUUUUUCGAAUGUCAUGCAUAAAUCUCUAUAUUUUCACAAAUUAAUGCUUUUUGUGUGUGAUAUUUUCCUAAAGUCACAACAAACAGGCCCCUGUGGAAGAGAUGUAGACAAAUCACUGAUUACUAGUUUUAUUACUGAGAGUGUUGCAUUAUAACAUAUGUUUAAAUACACUGUAGUUGCAUUACUAGUGUAAUUAAAGCAAAAUAUACAUGAAAUACAUAAUGCACCACAAAAUCAAAUAAUAACCUAAUGGUCAAUAGAAUAUAUUUCUUUAUUGACUACAGUAUAUACCAGUAGUUAGUUUCAAUACUAAACAACACUUACUUUUUAUCAAAUGUAAAAUGUUUGUGAUAACUUUUUUGAGGAAAUAUUCAGCCAAGUUAACAUUGGAGCCAACUAUUUAUAGAUCUAUUAUCAAGAUACUGACCUGAUUGGAUGUUUCAGUAUCUGUUUUAGGGACUAUUAGUUCUAAUUCUGCCGAUGUGUUCAAAUAUUAUAUGUUCAAAUAUAAAUAAGUGCUAUAUAUUGUAAGUUGGUCUGUCACUUUGGGAGUAUCGGUGAUCAAUGUUUUACUGUGUACAGUUACGUUUGUCCUCAGGACAGCUUAUAUAGUCACCACAGUCCACAUAUUGUCUAAUGCUAGCAGAAAAUCUGAACAGUAUACAGGAAUGAUAUUAUUAAAAGUGUAUCCAAUUUUCUUGAUCCUCCAAAAUAGCUCUUAUUCUCAUAGAUCUAGACCUCCAAAUGGUAGAUCUCCAUUCUACACUCUGGUGUGGGGAACAACUAUAUAUAGGCGAUAGAGCUAUCCUACACCAACAGGUAUAUAUAUGGGAUACACAGGUAAGGGAGCUAUCCUACACCAACAGGUAUAUAUAUGGGAUACACAGGUAAGGGAGAUAGAGAUAUCCUACACCUACAGGUAUGUAUAUGGGAUACACAGGUAAGGGAGAUAGAGAUAUCCUUCACCAACAGGUAUAUAUAUGGGAUACACAGGUUAGGGAGAUAAAGAUAUCCUACACCGCCAUAUGACUGCUGUCUUACAUAGGAGGGCUAGAAAAAAUCCUAUGUUUUCUUUGAAAAUGUUUUAUUAAAUAUAGAAAAGCUGAAAACAACAUAACUGGUACUUUAUAUAAAGACAGUUGACUGUGCGUGGGUCCAGUAACACUACUAUAUAAAGACAGUUGACUGUGCUUGGGUCCAGUAACACUGUACUAUAUAAAGACAGUUGACUGUGCGUGGGUCCAGUAACACUGUACUAUAUAAAGACAGUAGACUGUGCGUGGGUCCAGUAACACUGUACUAUAUAAAGACAGUUGACUGCGUGGGUUCAGUAACACUGUACUAUAUAAAGACAAUAGACUGUGCGUGGGUCCAGUAACACUGUACUAUAUAAAGACAGUUGACUGCGUGGGUUCAGUAACACUGUACUAUAUAAAGACAAUAGACUGUGCGUGGGUCCAGUAACACUGUACUAUAUAAAGACAGUAGACUGUGCGUGGAUAGUAGACAUUGCGUGGGUACUAGUUGGUGUUGUGUGUCUACCAUUCUUUGUCUUGAUGUUUCCACAAUUCCUGCAACACUAACGCACAUGAUAACUAUAUGCAUCUGUUGAUUAAGACAAUUUGCCAAACUGUAACAUAACACUGUACAUGUCAAUGUAAAACUAAGAUGCAAGAACUUUCAUUACAAGUGACUGGACAUUUCAGUCAGUGCAGUGGUUGGCUAUAUACUUAUAAUAUAAUUUCAUGGAAUAUUGCUCCAGUUCAAACCCUGUGCUAAUCAAUAUGAAAUUUGUGAUAGUUACACUGAAGAUAUUUUAUAGUAAAAGAUUGACAGGAGUGUUCCUGUAAAGGAUUUGUUUGGAAUCCAGAGAGUUGUGGGAGUUGUGGUAAAGGAUUUAUAAUAUAACAAAUGUAAAGAAUCAUCAAGGACAUUAUUGUAAAAGAUAUGUUUGUGGUCCAAGUGAAGGAUAUGUAAGAAAGAGUUAAGGGUGUGUAGGGAGUACUCAAUCAAUAGAAAGUGGUUCUACUAUAAUACAGUGUACCACGAAAUAUAAUGAGGACAAAUUAAAAUGAUAAUAAUAAUAUAAUUUGUAAUUACAUUGUUCAAGGGCAAUAUUAAUGCUGGACCAAUAUGGAUUUUAUCAGGGUGAAAAUUUGACUGGACGAGAAUUUCCUAGUACCUAGUAUCCAUUAGUUUGCAGAAGAAGCUAUGAAGUGUUCACCUGAUCAUGAGUCUAUAGUGCUGUGUCUGUUCACAGGUUUAACGGACAUGUGUCCCAUAACAAAUAUACUGUAGAAUUCUCUGUUGUAGUAAGUUCAUUUAGCCUUUUAAUCACUAAAAAUUGAGACAAACAAUACGUCUUUGACUGCACUGUGUAUUUUCCAGCAAGUUUUGGCACUGGAGUGCAGACAAUCCUCCAUGCAUGUUUUAAUUUAACUUUAAAUGUUAUCAUGUUUAAAUUAUUAAUAUUCUCAAGUUAUGUUACUGGUACAUGUAUUUUGAUUUUUCUUGCCUGUGAUAUUGACCCAGAGAAGAAUGAUUACAUACUCAAUCUGUGUCGGAUAUGUUAUCAAGUUUACCUGUGUACAGACAGGAUGUAUUGUCAGUAAAGUUACGCUAAUACUGUACUGAAGGUAAGCACACUUAUUGUAUACCUCUCUCUUGUACAUCCUGUCUAUUAGUGUAAUCGUGAAUUAAGAGCCCAUACAUUUCCUGGAGUAAAUGUACGACAGAAAACAGGUACAUCCUUCACGCUGUAGAUAUUCUAGCAGAGAUUAAAUGAUGCUAUUGGAAAAGUAUGAUCUGCACUGCAAAAUGUUAUACAGUAGUUGUUGAUAAAGAAAUGUAACUUUUAGUUUAUUCUAAAUUUUAGUUUGACUUUCAUAGGAUAUUUCAGAUUUUUAAUCAUUAAAAAAUUCCAUUUUUGUUUAUUUGUACAAAUAUCUGAAAUGAUUUUAUUGCAAUCUUUCCCAAAUUUAGCAUAUCUUGACAACAGUACAAACAAAUGUGUAGUAUUGAUGAUAAGCUUACAACCUGCAGCAUGGACACACAUUUCCUGAUACAUGUAGUGACUAUUUAUUGGUGUAUUGUUAAUUGUGUGAAGGGCUACACAAUGUAUUUCUUCACUUGUGAACUGACUUAGACCUUUUCUGAUUACGCAAGUAUCUUUUUGCUAAUGGAGUAGAAAACGUACCUGGCUUGACUUUGAUUUUGGGUAGAAUUUUAUUAUACUGUCUGCAACAAAGUAAGGGCAUAUAAAUGUACUGGAAUCUGUUUGUCAGUUUGUUUGUCAGUCAGUUUGUCUGCUGUUCUGUCUGUCCAUGGGUGAAAACUUGUCUGGACAACUCCUUACUAUGAAGGUAAUUUCAACAAAACUUUAUAUGAAUGAUCAGUUAAUCACAAAGUUGCACACCUCAUUUUUUUUCAGUUACAAUUUUUCUUUACUAGAAUAGUUGCCCAUUAUUUAUUUCAAUGAAACUUUAUAUAAAUGGUACAUGGUGGUUACUUCACAUUGGAUGGCUAAUUCUUAAUUUUCUGGAUUCAAAACGGCCACUUAGACUUCUAAUUGGCUUAAAUUGUUACUUAUAUGAUGGUAGUGAUCUUGGGUAGUCUUUAUUUUGUAGGAUUAAAAUGUAGUGGAUAUACUUUAUCUAAAAUGAUUGACUUUUAAUUUUGAGAUUCAAAAUGACAACAUGGUCUCAGAUUUACAAAGACAAAUACAUUAUAACCCAAGUGCUGUUUGGCCGACUUUGUUUAUACUUUGUAAUAUUGAUUCAUAGGGUGUAUACUUCAUGUCAAAUGACUGGCUAUUUAAUUGUAGAAUUAAAGAUGGCCACUGUGACCAUUGAUUCAUUGGUAGUGCAAAAUUGAGGCUAUAGCUGGAGGUCCAUUUAGCCAUAUACAUGUAUGGGUGAUAUGUUAAGGGAUAUACUUUAUUUAAACAAAUAAACUUUCAAGUUUCUGGGUUUGAGUUGGCCGCUGUUGAUUUAGAUGGUGUAUUAUUGGCCAUGGUCAAGGUCUGUUGGGCGGAUUAGAAUAACAUCUUUUGCAAUGCUUCAUUUACAACUACUGAGUAGUUUGAGGGACAUUUCUAGAACUUGUUCCGUAUAGACAACUGCUGAUAACACCUCAAACAGACUAGGAAAGUUCGCACCCAUCGUCAUCACUUAAUAAUAUAGUGUAAAUAUAAAAAUAUAAUUUUUCAUUUUUGUCAUUUUUACUGUGGAGGGGAAGAAAGAAAGGGCAUUAGUAGGACUGACAGUUGUAGUUAUUAAUGAGUAAAGAAACAAAAAAGUAGAAAAAGGGGUUAAUUCACAGAAAGAACAGAUGGUUUAUUCACAAUCAUAACAUAUGAGUACACUAUUAUAAUGUGGGUUAUUUAACACUGAUUACAUAUGAGAUAAAUCCUACUUAUUGCAUACAGGGUUUUACAUUUUGGUUAAUUUAAAUAACCAAAGAGCUGAGACAUUAAAAAUUCCCAUUGCACAACAACAUUCUAAUAAACAGAUGAAAAUUGCAUGCCCAAAACCAAUCCAUAAUUACAGAAUUUCUUUCCAUACAAAGGAAGUAAAUUGUAGCUUGUCCUGGUGUACGGUGCUAUAGCAUGUUUUACUGUCAAUCUAGUAUGUAUGAUUUUGUAUAAAGUAUUUAUAUUGAUAUUAUAUGCACAUAUCUGUAUCAGUAUAUUAUUAGCUCAUCUGGUCUAAAUGACCAAGGUGUGCUCUUGACAUAUUGCUGCAUCCAUUGUCUGUUGUCCGUUGUCCAACCGUCAACCAUUUUCUUUAAAGAACAUCUGCCUUCUAAAAAACCACAGGGCCUACCAUUAUAUUUCGUCUUAAGUUUGUUGGGCUUCAUUUCAUUCAAAUGAUCAAAGUCACCGGGGUCACAUGUUAAAAAUCUUCUGUGACUUCUAACAAGCCAUAAGGUCGUUUGUGAUAUUUAGCUCGUAGCUGGCUGAGUUAAUUACUGCCAGUUUACCUGGACCAACAUUUCUAUCAUCCUCGAUGUCCAGGGGUAACAGGGGUAACACUCAAUUUCGCUCUCUGCACCCCUGGAAUAUGUCAUAGCAUAUUGGAAGGCUCAGUUUGUGCCACCCAGUUGUUGAGACAAGAAGAUUAGUUCGAUCCUUUGAUGUGCAUCAAAAGAAUCUCGCGGUUACGUAACGGUAAAAAUUGACUGACUUUGAAGUCAGGUGUUGCUCCUUUGUCAUCUUCAAAGGACAGGUAUCAGCCUAGCGAUUGGUCAGGUGUUGUUUUUUUACCGGAGACCAAUCAAACGGCUGUCUUUGUGUCUUCAAUUUUGCUAUGAGUGCAGAGAGCGAAAGUGAGCGUAACCCCUGGAGUAUCAGGAUGCAUUUCUACCAGCACAUGUUUAAGUUCAUGGCAUCUUUAAUAGAGGCCCUGUGGCCUUCUUGUUAUUACAUAAUGUACAGACCGAAAUUUGUUGUUAUGUUUAUUUGCGUACUUUUGUUGCAGACCCAUGGCUUUUAUUUUACCUGAAUUUUAAAAAGGUUUUCUGUGCUGAUCAGGGUGAGAGAAUGUGGUAAAAUUAUUCAGUCAACUUAAUACCUUGUAUUGUUUUCAUAUAGGUAUACAUCACAAUGAAUGAACGUAAAUAAAUCGGUUUGAUCGGAAAACUGGUUUAUUUUCACUGAUGUGGUUGUAUGAAAAUUGAUAUGGAUAAGCACUCUUAUCCCAUUCCAUUGUGAUUCAAUAAAAGAGAAAAUCAG